Babjeviella inositovora NRRL Y-12698 is the source of this 948-nucleotide messenger RNA. Its product is annotated as histidinol-phosphatase. The transcript has a single exon. The coding region runs from base 1 to 948 and encodes 315 amino acids. Gene Ontology annotation, cellular component: cytoplasm. Gene Ontology annotation, biological process: L-histidine biosynthetic process. Lineage: Eukaryota; Fungi; Ascomycota; Pichiomycetes; Serinales. The record is from RefSeq and is a predicted model, not a curated record. Gene Ontology annotation, molecular function: histidinol-phosphatase activity.
AUGCACUCCCACCACUCCCAUAGCGGAGACUAUGUCUCUCAUGCCACCGACACGCUUGAGUCAAUCACCACCAAGGCCACUGCCAUGGGUUUCCACACCUACUGUCUCACUGAACACAUGCCAAGGCUCCACAGCAAGCACUUGUAUCCGGAAGAAGAAGAGAAGAACUAUACGAUCCGGAACCUUGCAGAAAAUUAUGCCAACUUCCACAAGCAUUCCCAGGCUAUAAGAACCCGAUCGCUCUCUUCCCCCACAAAGUUCUUAGUGGGGUUCGAAGUAGAAGGGAUCGACUUGGAGCACGUGGAAUAUGCCCAGAAGUUGCGUGAGCAGUACCCAGUGGAUAUGGUUGUCGGGUCUGUACACUACGUCUCCAGCAUCCCUAUCGACUUUGACUUGAAGAUGUGGAAGGAGGCGAGGGCGGCCAAUGGGGGGUCCACCAGAAAGCUCUACAAGGCCUACUUCGACUUGCAGUACGAGAUCUUGGUCAGAUUAAAACCGGAAGUGGUGGGCCACUUUGACUUGAUCCGCUUGCUUACUCCAGGCGAAGAGUUUGACACCGAAACUGAGAAAUUGCUCAAAGAUAUCAGUCUCGAGAGAGAUUGGCCAGACGUGUGGGAAGCCGUGUUGAGAAACAUUGAUUUCAUUGUGUUUUACGGAGGUUUGGUGGAGUUUAACGCUUCUGCCAUUAGAAAGGGCUGGGCCACUCCGUAUCCACAGGAAGAUAUUACCAGGGCUAUUAUCGACGCUGGUGGCCACUUCUGUCUCUCGGACGAUGCCCACGCGGUGUCCCAGGUGGGUUUAAAUUACAAAGUGGUGUUGAACUAUAUUGACACCGUGGGGAUGAAGAAUGUUAAAUAUUUAGACUUGACACCGGAGGGUAAGGUUGUCACCAAGGAGGUUUCCCUAGAAGUGAUGAAGAAAAGCCGGUUCUGGGAACAGUACGACUAG